AUGAAGACGCUCGCCGCCCUCGUGGUCUCGGCCGCCCUCGUGGCCGCGCACGGCUAUGUUGACCACGCCACGAUCGGUGGCAAGGAUUAUCAGUUCUACCAGCCGUACCAGGACCCUUACAUGGGCGACAACAAGCCCGAUAGGGUUUCCCGCUCCAUCCCGGGCAACGGCCCCGUGGAGGACGUCAACUCCAUCGACCUCCAGUGCCACGCCGGUGCCGAACCGGCCAAGCUCCACGCCCCCGCCGCCGCCGGCUCGACCGUGACGCUCUACUGGACCCUCUGGCCCGACUCCCACGUCGGCCCCGUCAUCACCUACAUGGCUCGCUGCCCCGACACCGGCUGCCAGGACUGGUCCCCGGGAACUAAGCCCGUUUGGUUCAAGAUCAAGGAAGGCGGCCGUGAGGGCACCUCCAAUGUCUGGGCUGCUACCCCGCUCAUGACGGCCCCCUCCGCCUACACCUACACGAUCCCGUCCUGCCUCAAGAGCGGCUACUACCUCGUCCGCCACGAGAUCAUCGCCCUGCACUCGGCCUGGCAGUACCCCGGCGCCCAGUUCUACCCGGGCUGCCACCAGCUCCAGGUCACCGGCGGCGGCUCCACCGUGCCCUCUACCAACCUGGUCUCCUUCCCCGGCGCCUACAAGGGGAGCGACCCCGGCAUCACCUACGACGCUUACAAGGCGCAACCUUACACCAUCCCUGGCCCGGCCGUGUUUACCUGCUGA
This is a messenger RNA of Thermothelomyces thermophilus ATCC 42464, 726 nucleotides long. RefSeq names its product glycoside hydrolase family 61 protein. NCBI's taxonomy places the organism in Eukaryota, Fungi, Ascomycota, Sordariomycetes, Sordariales, Chaetomiaceae. Bases 1 to 726 code for a protein of 241 amino acids. The transcript has 7 exons. The record is from RefSeq and is a predicted model, not a curated record.